Rosa chinensis is the source of this 695-nucleotide messenger RNA. RefSeq lists its product as uncharacterized. Bases 140 to 433 code for a protein of 97 amino acids. The record is from RefSeq and is a predicted model, not a curated record. NCBI's taxonomy places the organism in Eukaryota, Viridiplantae, Streptophyta, Magnoliopsida, Rosales, Rosaceae. The transcript has a single exon.
CAUGUGUCACGAUUACUAAUUGUUCAUCAUCCCCUUGUCCAUCUCAAUUCAAAGCUGUGCUCUCCAAUCCCUCUGAUUAUUGAAUCAGCUAGCUAGCAGAACAAACAGUCAUAUUCAUUAUCUCUAUUUGCUCUAUACUAUGGAAUUGAGCUUAGCAGAUACGUUGGUGAAGGUAGCCCUGUUUUUCUUGGUUCAGGGUUUGGUGUAUCUCAUCCUCUCCAAGUCAUCAAACAUCUUCUCCUCCAAAGCCAACAUGACGAGAUCCCAUAGCUUCAAACCAGCUCGCUCUGUAAGUAUUCGUCGGAUGUUCGCCACUCUUGCCGACUUACCCGCCGGUGGUGAGCUCUCUCCUUCAUCCAGGGACCUGCGUUCGCCCGAUUACCAACAAAAUUCAAACUCCAGCCUACAUCUCAACGGAACAACUCCUAAUUAGUUUCUGUUUCAUUAUUCUACGUACAAGAUUGUUAAAUUGCGCGCUUAGUCUCAUCAUUUGCUUGUAUAUGUACGUUGGUGAGCUACUUUGUUGAGAGUUAUAUUCGUUUCUUCUUUAAUUGAUUUAUGAGUGCAUUUUUUCUUCUUAUUCUUCUUUCUUUGAGAGAUAGGGUAUGUAGAUGUAAGCCGGCCUAUUCGUUCACUGAACAAUUGUUACCAAGAGCAGAUCGAGUCAAAUGAAAAUGAUUCAAUUGAUUGAUCAA